Molecule: messenger RNA, 1119 nt
Organism: Prorocentrum cordatum
Lineage: Eukaryota; Dinophyceae; Prorocentrales; Prorocentraceae
Source: the annotation of a GenBank genome assembly
AUGCGGCGGCGCUCUAUCCCCCCGAGCACGAGUGUGUACACGGCCUUGAUCAGCGCAUGCGACAAGGGCAAGCAGCAAGAGAAGGCCAUGGAGCUGUUCGACGAGAUGAAGGCGCAGCAGUGUACCCCGAACGCUGUCACUUACAACGCACUCAUCAGCGCCUGCGGGCGUGGCAGCAACCCUGAGAGGGCGCUGGAGGUCUGGGAGGAGAUGCGGUCGAACAGACUCUCCCCGACCGUGGUGACAUACACGUCCCUCAUCGGUGCCAUGGGUCAGAGCCAGAUCCCCGAGAAGGCGUGGGAGUUCUACGAGGCCAUGAAGGCGAGCCAGAUCGAGCCCAACUACAUCACCUUCGGCAAGCUGAUGCACGCGUGCUCCCGGAGCCAGAGCGUGGACAAGGCCGACAUGGCUCUGGGGCUCUACAAGGACAUGGGGGAGCGCGGCAUCCAGGCGGACUCGUACACGUUCGGCGCCCUGAUCAGCGCUUGCAAGGAGAAAUACCCCCAGAAGGUCACGGAGCUCUACUCGGAGAUGCGGCGGCUCAGGGUCGCGCCCGACGCCGGCACCUACAGCACCGUGAUCAGCGCCUGCGACCGAAGCGCCCAGACGGGCAGGGCCGCCCAGGUGUUCUCUUCCAUGAAGCAGCAGGGUGGCCAGUCCCAGAGCAACCUCGGCGCGUACAACGCGAUGAUCAAUGCGUGCGGGAGUGGGGACAAGACCUUGGACGACGCCUUGGCGCUGCUGAAGGAGAUGCAGACGAAGGGCCCCGCGCCCGACGCUGUGACCUACUCCACGGUGAUGAAGCUCUGCGAGCGGGCCCGCCGGCCGGAAGACGCCCUCCAGGUAUUCGAUGCCAUGUGUAAGUCUGGAUGCACGGUGGACCGCAUUUGCUGCAACUGGGCCCUGUCCGCGUGCGAGCAGCUGCGGAACGUGGAGCGGGGACUUGCACUUUUCGACUACAUGAAGAAAAGUCGCUGGCCCUCGAGCCGGACGCGAGCACCUAUGGCCUGCUCAUCAGCGUUUGCGGCAAGUGCAAGUGGGGCAACAAGGCGGCCGAGCUCUUCCAGGAACUCCAGGACAAUAAGCUGGUCCCGAACCGCUUCGUUUACAACGCCAUGA